AUGAGCGUCCAGCUACCCCCGGCCACCCAUCGCAAGCGCGCCUUGCCCCAGGGCGAACUCGAGGCCGCCUCGACGCUCAAGCUCGGCGCGGACCAGAACACGCAUACGCUGUCGCUGUCCGAAGCGCGUCUCGUCAUCAACAAGGUGCUGGAAAAUAAACGAAGGGGGGGCAAGAAAUACGAGGAGCCCGAAAACCUUACCAAAACCUUGGACUACUUGGAGGUCUUCGCUCGCUUCAAGGACGAGGAGAACAUCAAGGCCGUUGAGCGACUGCUGAAUUCGCAUACCGAGUUGGAGAUGUUCGAACGGUCUCAGUUGGGGAGUUUGUGCUGCGACAACGCCGAAGAAGCCAAGUCACUCAUUCCUAGUUUGCAGCACAAAAUCUCCGAUGGGGAUCUGCAAGAACUUCUGGAUGAGUUGACCAAGCUGCGGAAUUUCACCGAGUAA
Molecule: messenger RNA, 447 nt
Organism: Aspergillus steynii IBT 23096
Lineage: Eukaryota; Fungi; Ascomycota; Eurotiomycetes; Eurotiales; Aspergillaceae
Product: DNA-directed RNA polymerase II subunit RPB4
Exons: 3
Coding region: 1-447 (148 amino acids)
Biological process (GO): transcription initiation at RNA polymerase II promoter; positive regulation of translational initiation; nuclear-transcribed mRNA catabolic process, deadenylation-dependent decay
Cellular component (GO): RNA polymerase II, core complex; P-body
Molecular function (GO): translation initiation factor binding; nucleotide binding
Source: RefSeq, a predicted model, not a curated record